Molecule: messenger RNA, 3358 nt
Organism: Spizellomyces punctatus DAOM BR117
Lineage: Eukaryota; Fungi; Chytridiomycota; Chytridiomycetes; Spizellomycetales; Spizellomycetaceae
Exons: 2
Coding region: 1-3210 (1069 amino acids)
Source: RefSeq, a predicted model, not a curated record
AUGGCCCCGAAAACUGUCCGAGUAAAAGAGAAUAGUAACCCGAGUUCUGCGAAAAGUUCAAAUGAUCGUACGCAAUCUGCUUCCAGGGUCAAGCUGUCGGUACUGGAGCCUGUAAGCGACCUCUCUUCGAAGUCUCACGCUUUAGUCAAAGCGACAGCGGUUAUAUCAGAGACUUUGAAGGAACUGGAAGAUGGACUCUUUAAGGAUGAGAAAGAGAACGCACACGAAACUGUUGAUGAAAAUAGUCAACAUAUCAAUGGCGGUGCCAAGGAACAAAUCAGCCCCGGAAAUCAAGACAUCAAAGAGCGACCGCAUUCAGAUUAUAUUAUCUCUCAUCAAGGAUACGUAGAAAAUCCCUGUUCGAUCUUCCAUCGCGAGGGUACUACCAGCUCGGUUUUCCAGCAUCCAUUAGAAGCACAAAGAAGAGAGCCAGCGGAGAAGCGGGUAGCCGAGAGCGCACGAUCAAGUCGGCCCAAGCCGGAUCGCAUCGAAGGUGAUAUUGGGACCAGGGUCAAGCGACAUGGUGCACAAUCUGAAGACGACGCACAUGUCCACGAGAAAGGGAGACAGCAAACCAUCUCUUCUAGUGCACAACAGACCGACCAUCUGCUUUUCGAGGAACUGCAAACCGAAGGCUGCACAGAACCCGAUGAAAAAAGACCGCCAUCAAUGCUUCGUGAUGAUCAACAUGGCACUCGGCAUUAUCAGCAAACUGUUCAGAAUCCUAUUCAUAUAGACGACCUUGAUGACCACAAGGCAAAACUGCCGAAAGGCUCCCCUCUGCCAUUAAGAGCGCCAAAAAAAGACAUUGAGUCAGCGCGGACAAUUGCGACUACGCUGUCAAGUGCGUACGGAAAGCAAAAUCAUAGGGUACAUCUAACAAUGGAAGGAACUGAGUACAUGGACCCAGGUCUUAUCUCCAGCUUGCAUAAGCAGUUGAGAUACAUGGAAGACAAUAAUCGUCGGCUACGAGACCAGAUCUCCCGUCGAUCCAAUAAAGAUGAAGAUGCGACGGUUGGAUUUCUCAGACGCCGAAUUCAGCAACUCGAAAAGGAGAACGCGCGACUACAGGCACAAUGUGACCCCGCUCGGAAAAGAGAAGAAAGGAUUCGACUAUCUGAAUUGUCUGGAAGAUGUCGACAUUUGGAGAAUGAUAAUCACGAGCUGCAAACGCGGGUAUCUCGACAUCACAUUGAACUAAAGGCCCUGAUUGAACAAAAUGAGAUCUUGCGCCGGGAGAACAAGAGAUUGACUGAGCAGGAGACCGCAUUGAAAAUGAACUUGGGGCAAACAGACACCGCAAAUAUCGUUGACAAGAAGCACGAGAUGCUAAAUGCAUCCACAAAUACUGUACUCUCCACAACGCCUGAUAGGGUGGACGACGACGAUGCGCGGCAGGACGUGUUACGUCUAAUCGACAGCGAAACUCACAAACUAAGAGAUAAGAAAUGUGAAAUCGCAUCUACCCCACGGUAUUCGUCCGACGGCUCUUCUAUGUCAACUGCUCUGAACUCGCCAAUGCGCACAAUGGACACCCUGCUCAACGGACUCGAUGCCAUCCGAGCAGCCGUCACAUCCUCAUCUAUCGUAUACAACCCUUCUCAUUUUCUGGCGGCCUGCAAGGACGUUACUCAAGUCGUUACCGUAUCGGCGCAUGCGUUUUCUGCAGCUCUGGAAGAGUCACUGCUUGUUGAAGAUCGGAUUCAUCGUCUGCGCGAGGAUAGUACCAAGAUCCGUGCCGAGACGGAACGAACCAUCAAAACUAUUGCGGACAGUUAUGCCAGCGACAUGCAAAAGCUACAGGACGACAAUGAAACGUUAGAAGGGAACUUGGAGAAGAUCCAAACAGAGUUUGAAAAGAUUAAAAAAGCAUACAAGGAAGAGCAAGAGAAAAGAAUGAGGGAAGUAGCUCUCGCACGCGAAGCCGCCAUGGUUGCAGAAAAAGGAAGAUUAGCGGUUCUGAAAGAAGUACAAGAACAUGAGGCACUUCAGAAACGCACGCAGAUAGAUAGCGACACAUGUGUGGAUUGGCUAGCUGCGGAGCGGACAGCUGCCGCCUUGCUCGAAGAAGAAACGAAAACCGCCUCCUAUGAAAAGCGUAUUGACGAGCUCACCGCCAUCACUACUCAAAUGCAAGCCCAUCAAGAACACCUCGAGCGAACUAUCGAAAAAUGGAAACGAGAAAAUGUCACUUUGCGGGCGUCGUUGGAGAAAAUGUAUUCAGCGCCCGCAGCCACCGAGGCUGAAUUCACAAAACUUCGCAAAAGCAUUGAUAUGCUGGAAUCAAAACUCGACGAUGAGAAAUUGAAGAACCAACAGGCAACUGAGAUCAUCGACAACCUUCAAGAAGACCUCCGCCGGAAGCAGAAAGAGCUGGAGAAUACUAGAACCGCCAGUGUGGGCGGUGACUCUGCUUGGGAUCCAUCCGCAGACUUACUGAGAGAGAUAGGCCGAACCUUAACUGACAAGGUAAACGGCUUGCAGCAACACCACGGGGAACCAUCGCCAUGUCGCGACAAUCUCUGCGAUGUUGAGGCUUUGAUGGAACUACUAAAGAACAACCAAGAUACAUCCAAUCAAUUGGAGCAGCUGAAUGGAAUGAUUGAAGAGCACGUCCAUCAGCUCUCCGCCCUCCGCGCGGAAAAUAGCUCCCUGAAAGAGGCUCUGUCCAAAACGAAGGACAAACUCAAAUCGCGCGAAGACGCAUGGAUGGGAAAGUUCAAAACUCUUCAAGCAUCCUUUGAAGAUGUGAAAUCCCAGCACCGUGAACUGGAGCAACUUUUAACGGAUUACGAGAAACAGUACCAACAUAUCCUCCCUUACGCGGCUGAUUCUGACCGUUUGACCGAUGAUCGUGACCAUCCUUUACCUUUCGUAAAGCAGUUUUUACAUAUACAUAACUUACAUGUAUCAGCCAAUAAUAGCGCGGCCCUGUUGCAGCAAAAAGUGGCAGAGGGCACCAAGACCUCGGAAGCACAGUUGCUUGAAAUUCAAGCAUUAACUGCUCGCCAUGAGAGCGAGCGAGAUAGAAUACAGUCGCUUGAGCGCACAACGGAGGGACACAUCCGGCGGAUCGAGGAGCUGCAAAAAGACGUGAAGCUCCUUGGGGAACAAAAGGCUGCAACCGAAGCAAAAUUGAAGAGAAUCGUGAAUGGGUUUCGGAAGUUCAUUAGUGGACCGAUUAAAUCAACCUCCGAUGCCAGCGCAUAGAGUUGGAUAAGAAGCUUCUGCAUGUAAUUUAUAUUGUAACUGUAUUAUAUUCAACUUCAGUAGAAAGUCUGUUGAAAGGAAAAAGAUCUGCCAAGCAAUCAUUUGCAAAUAGUAAAGAGUAUUGGUGGUCUCAGUUUUACAAUCUGCA